Rhagoletis pomonella (apple maggot) is the source of this 2074-nucleotide messenger RNA. RefSeq lists its product as uncharacterized. The record is from RefSeq and is a predicted model, not a curated record. The coding region runs from base 166 to 1554 and encodes 462 amino acids. The transcript is spliced from 4 exons. Gene Ontology annotation, molecular function: lysozyme activity. NCBI's taxonomy places the organism in Eukaryota, Metazoa, Arthropoda, Insecta, Diptera, Tephritidae.
CAGUAUAGAGCAGCAGCCAUUGCGAACCGGCAGCAUUUUGAAACGGCUCGGAACAAGACAAGCAAGUGCUUUCGACAGCAUAAUUUUCAAUUUCACAGCGUAGCACCCACCAAACACACACCGAGUAAUUAAAACGCCAAAAAAAAAAAAUAUUUCACCGCAUCCAUGCGAACUGUACACGAGAGCGUAUUCAAGCCCAAACUGAUGGCUGAAACGAAAUUCAUUGUGGAUAUUCGACCUGUUAACCGCAAUGCAGCAGCGCUAUCCAGCGCAAAUGCAACCGCCACCGCUGCUGCCGCCGCCGCUAAUAAUAACAACACGCUCCCUAGUCCAUUAGCGGUAAACACAACGAAUUUGGGUCAUGUUGGUGUGGGUGUUGAUGUCGGCACUGGAGCGCAUCGUGGUCUUAACGGCAACGGCGUCGGCGGCGGCGGUGGCGGUGGUGGUGGCGCUGGCAAUUCACGUAACUCCAGGGCGGAAGUGAAUUGGCGUCGUGUUUUCACCGUUUCAUCGCUGAUUGUGUCGUUGCUGCUGAUUAGCGGUUCAAUUUAUCUACAUUUGCGACGGAAGCCACAUCUCGGUCGACUGCGGCACGAACAGCAGCAGCAGCAACACAUUUCAGUAGCCGGCGGUGUUGCUGCGGCUUUAGUUGCUCCACUUGAGGACAAGCACUUGCCACCAACCAGCGCAUUCACUAUUAACAACAAGCUGACAUCAUUGAAAUUGCCAUACUCACCAGCAUUACAAACUCAACUAUCAGCAACGCCACUAUCGCCACAAUCAUCGACAAUUCGAACACUAAUCCGCAGCGAUUUUACACAACCCAUACCAGAGGAGAGCGUAGAUUUCGCACAAACAUUAGUAGUUGUGCAUGCCAAUAACUACAACAAUAAUGAUGCUGCUACUAUCACUGCGGAUAAUAAUAAUGGCCACGCCGUGUUGGCUACACUCACAGUGGCAUCAACACCUGACGCAAUCACAUCCGCAACCAUAUCCGCGCCGUUAGCAUCCGCAAGGCCACCUUCGGUAGCUGCAACAACAUCCGGCAACUCUUUUGCGACUCACAACUCUGGCGCAAUGGCAACCACUUCAAUGGUAUCAAUAGAUUCAGCGCCAAGAUGGAAUGCACCUUCCGUUGUUACGGAUACUCGUUCAAGGCAUAUCACCGAAGCUUGUAUGCAAUGCAUUUGCGCCACGGCAACCCAGUGCCGCCCAGUCACAUGCGGCAAUAAUAUAGAAGACUGUGGCGUUUUUCGCAUAUCACAGCCCUACUGGUUGGAUGCCGGCAAGCCAGCACUUGAGGGCGAUGAGAGUUAUGCCAGCAACACGACCACAACUUACGCCCACUGUGUCAACAACAUCUACUGUGCGACUCGUACUGUCGCUGCCUACAUCAGCAGAUAUGCACGCGACUGCAAUGGCGAUGGUGUAAUUGAGUGCCGCGAUCAUAUUGCACUGCAUCUGCUCGGUCCCAGCGGUUGUGCUCAGUCCGAGGGGGAGUUAUCGCCGAUAUACGUGCGCCGCAUGGCGGACUGUUUGGCAGAGUAUGAAUGAAUGAAAUUCGAGAAUCGCGUGAAUGGGGGCGGGUCAACAAGCGGUGAAAGUGUACAACACUCGUUAAAGAAGUCAAGUGUAGUCAUCAGUGUUAUAAAUACAUCCAUACAUAUAAAUAUGUAGUAUAACUGCGUAUGCAUUUAACAUCAGACUAAUGAUACCGAAAUGGUAGAAAAUCACUAUGCUCGUAGAAGCGCCAAUAUCUUGUAUCCUGACACGACUACUACUUAUAUAAGUACAUAUAUAUAUGGAUAUAUAUGAAUGUUCUAUGUUUAUACAUAUGUAAAAGCAAUAGCCAUCAACAAAAUUUUUUCGUUGAAAACUUUUCCCAAACUACGUGCAUACUUUUUGUGUGGUUAUGUGUGUACGUAUGGGAGUGUGUGCUAUCGAGUGUUUGCGCAAAAAAAAUGUACAGCCGAAAUUGAACAGAAAGCGUGUAGUAUAACGACAUGCACUGAUUGAUUGAUGCAUUGUCGGCAGGCAAAGUAAUUUGUAAAAUUUAAAAACAAUAGCAGGAAAC